Homalodisca vitripennis (glassy-winged sharpshooter) is the source of this 871-nucleotide messenger RNA. RefSeq names its product cardiolipin synthase (CMP-forming) (gene CLS). Gene Ontology annotation, biological process: cardiolipin biosynthetic process. NCBI's taxonomy places the organism in Eukaryota, Metazoa, Arthropoda, Insecta, Hemiptera, Cicadellidae. The transcript has 4 exons. The record is from RefSeq and is a predicted model, not a curated record. The coding region runs from base 89 to 793 and encodes 234 amino acids. Gene Ontology annotation, cellular component: mitochondrion; membrane. Gene Ontology annotation, molecular function: cardiolipin synthase activity.
UAAGGCGAACUGUUAUAAAAGAGAGCAAACAAUAAAUUAUAAAACUAUUUGUAAGGUUGCCAUACAAUUAAUCGGUAUCACAUCCAAUAUGCAGUCCACUGUAGUAUACCUCGGGUUAUUGUCAGCUAUCUUGCUGUCAGUGCAGGCCGUUCCAUACCCCGGACCCAACCCUUACGCCAGACCUGUGGCUAACCCUCUAGCACUACCAUACGCCUACCCAGAGCCCAACUGCUGUGGAGCAGGGUCCAGAUGCGGUCUCGGGCUGUGUGACUGCUGUGGAGGAACCACGUGUGAAAAUGGAGCCUGCAACCCCAUCAGAGUUACUGACUUCUUGGAUGGCUGGAUAGCCAGGACCUUCCCAAAUCAAGCUUCGAGGGUGGGAAGUUUCUUGGAUCCGUUGGCUGAUAAAGUCCUGAUAACGACCCUGUUCCUGACUUUGACAUAUUCUGGACUCAUGCCGAUUCCGCUGACACUUCUUGUGGUAACUAGGGAUGCGAUUCUUCUCUCGGCAGGAUUGUACAUUAGAUUUCAUUCCCUGCCACCUCCCAGGACGUUCAGAAGACUCGUAGAUCUCUCUCAUGCCACAGCUCAGCUCUCACCUACGCUUAUCAGCAAGGUCAAUACUGCCGUGCAGCUGAUAACGGUAGGUGCCACUCUAGCCGCUACUUUGCUACCGUUUCCUCACGAUGAUCUCCUGAUCCUCCUCUGGUGCUUUGCUGCCUCCACGACGAUCGCAUCUGCGAUGAGUUAUGUGUUUGCGAAGGACACAUAUGUGGUUUUAAGAAGUAGAUGAUAAUAGACGAAUCUUGUAUAAUUUGACAGUAGGAAAAACAUCCUUUGAUAAUUUUGUAAUAAAAAGAAUAGCUUAAAA